Neogale vison (American mink) is the source of this 646-nucleotide messenger RNA. RefSeq names its product centromere protein W (gene CENPW). Gene Ontology annotation, cellular component: nucleoplasm; kinetochore. NCBI's taxonomy places the organism in Eukaryota, Metazoa, Chordata, Mammalia, Carnivora, Mustelidae. The coding region runs from base 154 to 558 and encodes 134 amino acids. The record is from RefSeq and is a predicted model, not a curated record. Gene Ontology annotation, molecular function: protein heterodimerization activity; DNA binding. The transcript is spliced from 4 exons. Gene Ontology annotation, biological process: kinetochore assembly; mitotic cell cycle; chromosome segregation.
UUCGGCGGCUGAUUCAAACGUUUGGGCCGGGGUUUUGGGGCCUGAAGAAGCAGCGUAGCGGCUGAGUAGCUCCUGCUCUUCACUCCAGGGUGAAUUCCUGUGCAGUCCCCGGAGGAUCUCGGAAGCUAAGGAGGCUAGUGCCUGAGGGAGAGAAUGGCGUUCUCGACCACAGUCUCCCAGAGAAAGUAUAUAAAACGGAAGGCUCCCCGGGGCUUUCUUAAGCGCGUCUUCAAGCGACAGAAGCCUCACCUUCGUCUAGAGACAAGUAGCGACUUACUGGUGCAUCUGAAUUGUUUACUGUUUGUUCAUCGGUUAGCAGAAGAGUCCAGAAUGAAUGCUUUUGAGAAUAAGUAUGGAAUCAUUAAAAAGGAGCAUGUACAGGCUGCAGCAAAGAUUACCAAAUUGUCUACAAACUUCAAGUUGGGAACCACUAAUCUAGGUACUUUUGGCUUACAUUUGAAGAAAUUGACAUUCAGAAGUUACUAUAAGACCAGAUUUUGUAAUUCUAAAGAAGAGCAGAGGUUAGAAGUCAAAGAACCCAUUUUGAAAAUUAAAUGAUGUGUUAUUUUAGAUGGUAACAGACUGUGAAAGCACUUUUUACGAAUCAGCUAAGAUUGUUUAUUAUUAAAAUAUUGACUAGUUGAGG